Pieris macdunnoughi is the source of this 330-nucleotide messenger RNA. The record is from the annotation of a GenBank genome assembly. Lineage: Eukaryota; Metazoa; Arthropoda; Insecta; Lepidoptera; Pieridae.
AUGACUAUUUCGUUUCAGCAGGUGCAGCACGGAGCAUGGGCGGAGAUGGCAUGGAGUGAGAUGGCGUGGCUUUGGCUCGCCGCCCUACUCGCCGCGCUUGCUAACGCCGCUUCGCGCGCGCCCACGCAGGAGCCCGUGCUAUUCGAAGCCGCUUUUCAAGGAUCCUUUGAUAACAACGAUUGGAUGUCUUUGUGUCAAGCUAUAUUUGUUUACCGAAAGCAGUCACCUUUUUAUUUCACACUAACAAUGAACUCCGUGGAUGAGUUGGCACGCGGUGGUUUAUUGAAUGCUUCAAAAGACAGGUUAUAUCGUAUAGGAAAUUGUCUAUAA